Guillardia theta CCMP2712 is the source of this 771-nucleotide messenger RNA. RefSeq lists its product as hypothetical. NCBI's taxonomy places the organism in Eukaryota, Cryptophyceae, Pyrenomonadales, Geminigeraceae. The record is from RefSeq and is a predicted model, not a curated record. The coding region runs from base 1 to 771 and encodes 256 amino acids. The transcript has 4 exons.
AUGGUAGAUCUCACCAUGACGCUGCUCACCUUUCGACCUGCUAAACCUGCGCUCCUCCUCCUCUCUUGCAUCAUCUCAGCAGUUUCAGAAGAUGCAGCGAGGGGGGGGGACAUGAAGACAGUGACUGUCUCCUCCUUCCAUCCUGCCUCCGAUCGUCCACGUCGCUCCCUCCACCAUGACGGGCACGGCUUCUACCCGCAAGACUCCGACAGCCUCCAAGUGCUCGACGAGGUGGUUGACUCCUCCUCCAACAGCUGGCGGGCAGAGGGCAAGGAGGUGGCGCUCAGCAUCGCUCAGGACGUGAUCCGGAUCGGACCGUUCGCUGCGAUCCACCGGUUUAGCACAAGAGCUCACAGGAGAGAGGAGGCAUUCAGAGGAGCUGACGGAGUGCUGGGACUGGCAUACUCGGCGGAACCGAACUCAGCGUCGGUCGACGGGUACGAUGACGCUGCGACGCAGGACGGAGCAGUUUCCUUCCUGGAGGUGGCAGACAGCAGCGGGUACUCGGUCGUUAUCGGAGAGAUCCGGUACGGUCGGCACGUCAUCCUGUCCUCGUCAGCUGGAGCUGGAGCAGGAGGGGUUAACACUCCCCGCGCUACUCAACUGAUCGGCGCCUUCGACACGGGCAGCUCCUGCCUUGAACUGCCGGACUCUGCGGUUGCGGGACUCUCUGUAUGGCAGGAGGAGGGAGAGACGGAGGAGGAGGAAGGAAAGGCGGUCGGGGGCGAGGGCGGUCGGGAGAGGACGAUGCUAGUGCGAGGAAGAUGCUAG